AGCUGUUUUUUCCUCCUUUUUGAGCGAGUUCAUGUUUGGUUGCAGGUUUGUGAAUAUCAGGCAGGUCCGUGUCACUGAUGUCAUCAUGACGGAUGCACAGAGAAGCACAAGGAGCUCCAGAGGUUUGAAGAAUGAAAAUGGCUAUGAAAUCUCCAUCCCCUUUGAGGACAGCAACCUGGAUGAUUCUGGUUUCUAUAGUCCAAAUGACCACCCGUUUGAUGAGUCUGCAACGGGUUCAAUUCCUCCUUGCAGUCCAUACCUUCUAAUCACCAGCCUCCGAGCUCAACUGCACAUUUCACUGGAGAAGAACUCCUGGCUCCAGAAACGCAUUGAAGAUCUGGAGGAGGAGAGGGACUUCCUGCGCUGCCAACUUGACCGAUUUAUUUUCAGCACCAAGAGUCGGGAGUGCAAUGGCACUUUGGAAAAAGAAACUGAAGCAGAGCAUAUGCAGCAAGCCACGGGUCAGAAGCAGCCUAUCAAGCUUUCCAGAAGGAAAACAUCCACUCCUUCAUCACCCAUGAUGACACGCUCUGGAAAAAUCCCUGUUCGCAGCCAAAAGCGAAGCAGAAAAAACAGUCAGGAAGAAGAAGAAGAGGAGGUGAUUGAGGAGGAAGAGUAUAUAGCGGAGGAAGACUAUGUGGAAGAGGAACAGCUCAUUACAGAUGACGACGGUAACAUUUCAGAGGAUAAAACGUCACGUAAAAGUUGUACAGGCAGGCUGAGUGGCCAAAUGAGGGUGAAACGACGACGCGUCUUCCGUUUCGCACGAAGCAUGGAAAGACAAAGGGUAAAAGACCCUGCAGGUGUUCUUCUUCGCUACAAUAAGAUCCUCGUGACCUAUCAGAAGCUGAAGAGCAUGUCAAGAGCCUUUCAGGUCCACGGGGUUGACAGAAACACCGUCGCCUCCACUACUCCCAUUGCUGAAAUGCUCUUAGUUGCUCCUGAGAAGAUGGCUGAGGUCGGGGAGUUUGAUUCCUCCAAGGAGAAACUUCUGGAUUAUGCCAGGCGCUGCUAUAAAGCUCUUGAUGAGGAAGCUCAUGCAAAGGUGCAGACCCUGAAGAAGAAUAACCUCUUGCUGCCCAUUUCCUACAGGUUCAGGCACUGAAUUUCCAAAAAAUGUGUUGAAGUUUAAACACUGAACUUUCAUGGGCUCCUUUUUUUCUACCUCAGUUAUAAAUGACGCAUUAGGAGUGAAGUCCCAACUACAGUUAUUUAUGCUAAUUCUUCCCCAAAGUGGAAAAGAAAUGUAAGAUAGUUUGUCAGCCACUGUAUUUGAGGGGUUACCUUUUCUUGUUUUGUGUAUAUGCUUAAGUUUCUUGUUGUAAACUUUGGACAAUUUACUUUUUGUCCAGGUAAGGUAACACUUCGGUUUUGUAUACUGACCACACUU
Danio aesculapii is the source of this 1390-nucleotide messenger RNA. RefSeq names its product coiled-coil domain containing 106b (gene ccdc106b). Gene Ontology annotation, cellular component: nucleoplasm. The transcript has 6 exons. Bases 32 to 1105 code for a protein of 357 amino acids. Lineage: Eukaryota; Metazoa; Chordata; Actinopteri; Cypriniformes; Danionidae. The record is from RefSeq and is a predicted model, not a curated record.